Molecule: messenger RNA, 327 nt
Organism: Lycium barbarum (goji berry)
Lineage: Eukaryota; Viridiplantae; Streptophyta; Magnoliopsida; Solanales; Solanaceae
Exons: 1
Coding region: 1-327 (108 amino acids)
Source: RefSeq, a predicted model, not a curated record
AUGGCUGACACCUCCAAGUUGCAUCCUGCGACUACCGUCACCAAUAUCAAAUCAUGCAUCCCUAUUGUGCUUGACUACGAAGGAAGCCAAUACAAUAACUGGGCUACCCUCUUCAAGCUCCAAUGUCGUGCAAACUUGGUCAUUGACCACAUCCUACAUUCUGCCUCCCCCACCGUGCCACCACCGGCAACUGCAACCAAAAAACUUGCUGCUAAGGCCCUAUGGGAACGGCUGGAUGACAUUGUUCGGCAUUGGAUAUAUGGUACGAUAUCGAAUGAUCUUCUCAACACGAUCAUUCAUCAAGAGGACACCGCAGCCGAAGCUUAG